This is a messenger RNA of Telopea speciosissima, 3861 nucleotides long. RefSeq lists its product as uncharacterized. Lineage: Eukaryota; Viridiplantae; Streptophyta; Magnoliopsida; Proteales; Proteaceae. Bases 117 to 3692 code for a protein of 1191 amino acids. The transcript has 11 exons. The record is from RefSeq and is a predicted model, not a curated record. Gene Ontology annotation, biological process: signal transduction.
GGUUUGCUUUGCUUGCCCUGUUUCUUCUUUAUCAUCUUCAUCAUCUUCGUCUUUGGGUUUUUUUAGAGUUAUAUGUGAUAUUUGAUUUUGUGGGUUUGGAGAGGAGAGAAUCAUCGAUGAGUGCUGGAGUAGAGAUGACGGAAUCCGGAAGGGUAGUUGCAGCGGUUGCGUUGGAUUUUCCUGUGAAUGAGUCAGGGGAAGUUUGUUCUUCUUCUUCACCACCAAAGUUGCCGAGGAGACUUAGGCAACGGCUUCUGGAAUCUAAGAGCUCUUCCACCGUUGAAGAGAUUGAAACCAAGCUCAAAGAAGCCGAACGUCGUAGACAGCAAUUCCAUGAAUGGUUGUCAAGCAAAGCUCGACCAAAGCCAAGGAGUCCUUCUUGGUCUUCUCAAGAAGAAGAUCUGGCUCAGCGCCUUGAAGCUAAACUCUAUGCAGCUGAACAGAAAAGGUUGAGCAUUCUGGCAAAGGCCCAGACACGCCUAGCAAGGUUGGACAAGUUGCGGCAAGCAGCUAAAACAGGAGUUAAAAUGCGUUUUGAGAAGGAACGUGAGGAGCUUGGUACGAAAGUGGAGUCACGUGUACAGCAGGCAGAGGCUAAUCGGAUGCUUCUGCUGAAGGCUUACAAGCAGCGAAGGGCCUUAGCAAAGGAGAGGACAGCUCAAUCAUUGUUGCGGAGGAUGGUUCAGGAGAGCAAAUACAAGGAGCGUGUGCAUACUACAAUUUCCCAAAAGCGUGCUGCUGCAGAGAAGAAGCGGUUGGGAUUGUUGGAAGCAGAGAAAACAAGGGCACGUGCAAGGGUAAUGCUGGUGCGAAGGGUAGCCAAGUCUGUGUAUCAAGAGCGAGAGAUUGAGAGAAGUAAAUUAAAGGACAAGUUGGAAAAUCGUCUCCAAAGGGCCAAGAGACAGAGGGCUGAAUAUCUGAGGCAGAGAGGAAAUCUUCAUGCUUCCGUCAGUGUCAAUUGGAAUAAGAUGCACAGGCAGGGUGAUUUCCUUUCUAGAAAAUUGGCGAGGUGCUGGAGGCGAUUUGUGAGGCUGAGAAAAACUACUUUUGCUUUGGCAAAAGCUUUUGAAGCCGUAGAUAUUAAUGAUAAAUCUGUUCGAUUAAUGCCAUUUGAGCAGCUAGCUCUCAAGAUUGAAUCACCUGCAUAUCUUCAGACUGUGAAAGCUUUACUUGAUCGAUUUGAGAGCCGAUAUGCCAUCUCACAUGCUACUACAGCUACUAGCGGUCACAGUUUGGAUAACAUUGAUCACCUCCUCAAACGCCUUGCAUCUCCCAGUCGCAGGGGCACACCCGGUAAUGCAUCCAGAAGCAGAGCAUCAAAGAAAGCAGCAUCCACUGUUGCAGCUCAAAAUCCAGUUAAAUUGUCAAGGUAUCCAGUUAGGGUGGUGCUUUGCGCUUACAUGAUACUGAGUCAUCCAGACGCAGUUUUCAGUGGGCAGGGGGAGCGUGAGAUCUCUCUCACCAAUUCUGCGGGAAAUUUUGUUAGGGAGUUUGAAUUGUUGAUUAAGAUUAUAUUAGAUGGUCCCGCACAGAUUACUAAUGAGGAGUCAUCCACCACAUUGCCAAAGGAGCGGACAUUUAGAUCUCAGCUCGCUGCUUUUGAUGCAGCGUGGCGCUCAUACCUAUAUUGCUUUGUGGUGUGGAAGGUUAAGGAUGCAAGGUCACUUGUAGAAGAUUUGGUGAGAGCUGCAUGCCAACUCGAGCUCUCUAUGAUGCAGACGUGCAAGAUGUCUCCGGAAGGGAAUAAUGGUGAUCUUACUCAUGAUAUGAAAGCUAUUCAGAAGCAGGUUGCUGAAGACCAGAGGCUUCUCAGAGAGAGAGUGCAACAUCUGAAUGGUGAUGCUGGGAUUGAACGUAUGGAAUCUGCUCUGUCAGACAUCAGAACUAGAUUCUUUGUAGCAAAGGAGAAUGGAAGUUCGUUGACACCACAAAUCGCACAUAUUUCUCCAACUCUGCCCAGUUCUUCAGCGUCGGCUGGUUCAGCAGGACGUUCAUCAGUUGUUAUCUCAGAUGAAAGUAGUAAGCCAGUUGAGCCUUGUAGCCGAGUUGUUCGCUCCUUGUUUAAGAAUGAUACAUCUCCUCCUACCAAAGAUGUUGAUGCUCCUUCCAGGAGUAUGGAUGGAUUGUCUGCUUCUUCUACUGAAAAUUGGAUUUUGGAGAAUGAACUGCUAGUAAACGAAAUAAUCCAUAAUUAUCGCUAUGCUUUUGCUGAUACAUUGAAUGUCAGUGAUGUGGAUCAGAGUGGUAUUAAGGCAAAGAUAAAGGAGGCAAUGGAGAAUGCUUUUUGGGAUGGUGUUGCAGAAUCUAUGAAACAGGAUGAGCCUAAUUAUGUGCGGGUAGUUGAGCUCAUGAAGGAAGUCAGGGAUGAACUAUGCCAAAUGGCUCCUCAGAGUUGGAAGCAGGAGAUUCUUGAAGCUAUUGAUCUAGACAUUCUCUCUGAGGUGCUGAUGUCGGGAAAUCGUGACAUGGUUUAUCUUGGAAAAAUCCUGGAGUAUGCAUUGGUCACUCUGCAGAAGCUUUCUGCUCCAGUGACUGAAGAAGAGAUGAAGAAGACCCACAAGAAGUUACUGAAUGAGCUAGGCGAGAUUGCAGAAGCUGCAGACAAAUCAAAUGUUUCGUUUAUCCUUGCAAUAAUCAAGGGUUUACGCUUUGUUCUAGAACAGAUUCAGGAACUAAAGCGGGAGAUCAGCAAAGCACGUAUAAGAAUUAUAGAACCACUCAUAAAGGGGCCAGCUGGUUUGGAAUAUCUUAGAAAAGCUUUUUCAAACCAUUAUGGAUCGCCCUCUGAUGCGUUGACCUCAUUACCACUGACAGUCCAGUGGCUUUCAUCCAUAAAGCCCAGUGGAGAGCAGGAGUGGAAAGAACACACUGAUUCACUCUCAGCUUUGCCAACCAGUCACGCAAGUUCUUCUCAGGAUCUUCUCCCUUCUGCUGCCCUUAGAACUGGUGGCAGUGUCCUUAUUCCAGCAAAUAGAAGCCAAGUGGUUUCUUUACCUCCAACUUCAACUAGUGUUUCUGGUAAUCAACAACCAGAAUGCAAGGGAGAAAGGCUUGAUUUGUUGGUGAGACUUGGCUUGUUGAAAUUAGCAAGUGGGAUAGAAGGGCUGAAGCUUGAGACUCUUCCAGAAACCCUUAAACUAAAUCUCUCAAGGCUAAGGGCUGUUCAGGCUCAACUGCAGAAGAUCAUUGUCAUCUCUACCAGCAUAUUGGUUCUCCGGCAAACCCUUCUCAGUGAGAACUUAGGGAUCAAACCUUCAGAGAUGGAUAACAUGGUAUCUGAAUCUGUUAAACAACUCUCUCAGCUUCUGGACCGUGUUGAAGAUGUGGGAGUUGCUGAAAUUAUUGAAAUUAUCAGCGUUGUCCCAGAGAAUGGUGACAGUGUCGUGGAUGCAAAGAAGCUCCAAACGAGGAAAGAGGUCAUGGCAAGUCUAUUGUCUAAGAGCCUUCAAGCUGGGGAUGCAGUUUUUACAUGCAUCACCCAGGUGGUUUACCUCGCAAUCAGGGGUGUUGUACUUGGAGGAAGCGGAUCGCAGGGAAGGGAACUGGCACAUAUAGCUCUUCGGCGGAUUGGGGCAGCAGCUGUUCUUACCGAGAGAGUGAUAGAGGUAGCAGAGAAGCUGAUUGUGGUGGCUACUGUAUCAGUUAAUGUUCAUGGGCCGUGGUAUGCACAUAUUGUCGAUAAUAUCAAUUGAUGUAUCUAAGAAGAUGGAUAUUUAAGAAGUAAUUACUACUAGUUUUCUCUUGUACAUGGAAGUUUGUAGGAUUUUGUCUAAAGCCCAUUGCAAAUAUGUUCAGGGGGAGAAGGCAAUGUGAUGUAAAGUGGGUGGAAAUGUAAAGUGUGUCCAUUGGUCCAUAAAACAG